AUGCAUAGCCGUUUCCUCGCUAUCUAUGCUCUCGUGGCCGGGUUAGCAAUAGCAACCCCAACGACCCCAACAUCGGACAACAUUCCACCUCUCCUCUGCGGUUCAGGCGACCUCUUCUGUUGCAGCCAGUUCGUUGAACUCGGUAACAUAUCUCCAGCGAUCAACGCCAUACUCGAGUUGCUCGGUAUCGACUUGGACAACAUCGUCUCACCGUUUGGCUUCGAGUGUUCGUCGGAGAAUCUCCUCACCGCCAUCGGCUGCAAAGGGACGAAUGCAUGUUGCUCGGGAACCAACUUCGCUGGUCAGAUCAUACUUGACUGCUCUGAUGGGUUGCUCUGA
Molecule: messenger RNA, 339 nt
Organism: Peniophora sp. CBMAI 1063
Lineage: Eukaryota; Fungi; Basidiomycota; Agaricomycetes; Russulales; Peniophoraceae
Source: the annotation of a GenBank genome assembly